CCUCUAUCCACCUUAACCUCACCAUCCUCUCUUCACACUCUCUUCUUAACACUUCUCUCUCAAUUUUUUAAGCAUGUCUGGCGUUUGGGUCUUCAAGAAUGGGGUGGUUCGGCUGGUGGAGAACCCGGGGGCCGACUCGUUGGACGGGAGCCGACACCGGAAGAUGCUUGUCCACGUGCCAUCCAAUGAAGUGAUCACUUCUUACUCAGUUCUUGAGAGGAAGCUUAUGAUGCUUGGGUGGGAGAGGUACUAUGAUGAUCCUGAUCUGCUUCAGUUCCACAAGAGGUCUACUGUUCACCUCAUUUCGCUUCCCAAGGAUUUCAACAGGUUUAGGUCCAUGCACAUGUAUGACAUCGUUGUCAAGAACCGUAAUGUGUUUGAAGUUAGAGAUAUGUAGGGGCUGGCUCUCGUAUCAUGUGUGUGUUUAGUUUGAGUUGAUGCAUGGUUUGUGAAUUGUGAGUUGUUGUGGUUGUGCAUGUAGUUUUGAUUAAUUUAUUAGCAUUAGGGAUUUAAUAUCGAUUUCUCGUGUGUACUGUUAUAAAAAGAGAGGAGAGCUGCUCGUGUGAUUUGAUCAUGCUAUUGUAUUGUAAAUUACUGCAUAAUGAGAAUUGCUUUUCAUGUGUGCUUCAA
Molecule: messenger RNA, 630 nt
Organism: Daucus carota subsp. sativus
Lineage: Eukaryota; Viridiplantae; Streptophyta; Magnoliopsida; Apiales; Apiaceae
Product: flowering-promoting factor 1-like protein 3
Exons: 1
Coding region: 74-397 (107 amino acids)
Biological process (GO): regulation of flower development
Source: RefSeq, a predicted model, not a curated record